Messenger RNA from Limulus polyphemus (Atlantic horseshoe crab), 849 nucleotides. RefSeq lists its product as uncharacterized. The record is from RefSeq and is a predicted model, not a curated record. Bases 1 to 849 code for a protein of 282 amino acids. The transcript has a single exon. NCBI's taxonomy places the organism in Eukaryota, Metazoa, Arthropoda, Merostomata, Xiphosura, Limulidae.
AUGGGAACCACUGGAUCUCUUGAGAUUCUAGAAUGUAGACGCCGGAUUCCUGCAGGUUCAGAACAUAAUGCUACCAGACGUAUGAUCGGUAGGGAACUUAAGCACAGCCUUCGGGAUGAUCGAAAAGCUUGGUGGUCUCAAAAAGCGCAAGACAUGGAAAACGCCAACAAUAGCGGUAACUUGCGCAGAUUAUUCCAGCUGAUCCGAUCCACGGGACCCAGAAAGCUUGGGGUGAGCGAGACCGUCUGUGAGAAGAACGGUACUCUCAUCACUAACAGAGGCCGCCGUCUGGAGUGCUGGACGGAACACUUCAAAGAUCAGUUUAGCUGGCCAAGCGUGAGCGCCCCGCUGGAGAUGUCUUCGCAAACGGAUGUAUGGACCACCAAUUUAGAACCGCCCACUGAGGAAGAAAUUGUAAGCUGCAUCAACUCUAUGAAGCGCUUCAAGGCUGCCGGACCCAACGAGGUAUCCCCAGCUCUUUUCAAAGACGGUCUGGGCGUCUUAACCCCAGAACUCGUGCACUUGUUCAAGGUAAUCUGGGAGGAGGAAAGCGUUCCAGAAGCAUGGGGUGACUCGAUUAUCAUCCCAGUGUACAAGAAAGGCACGCGUGGUGAUUGUGCCAACCACCGAGGCAUUAGCCUCACACCAGUUAUAAGCAGGCUGUUAGCCGCUCUUUUACUGCGGCGACUCACCCCAGAUAGAGAAAAGUGUAUAAGAGAGGAGCAAGCGGGAUUCAGACCCGGUAGGGGCUGCAUUGACCACAUCUUCACCCUUCGACAGAUCCUAAAGCAGAGACGUGUACAGACAACCGACCAUCGCCGUAUUCUUGGACUUCAGGGGAGCAUUUGA